CACGGAUUCAGCUGAUGCAAAAAGCCGAUGCCACAGGGUCCUCCUGGCGGUAUAUUUGGCGUCUUGGGAGUGGUGGUGGUUGGUGGUCUGAUUGUUGGAGUGGUGGUCACAAUAUGUAUGGUGUACAGGAGAGGAAAAAAGCCCCGUACAGAAACAGACAACGAUCUGACCGACCUCCCCCCUGCUCAUAAGCCGGCCCCUCCGCCACCCAAGAAAAAGAGCAGCGACAUGAAAGGAGGCCUGACACCUGAUGAGAUCCAGGUUGUUUAUCUGGACAAGGAGGAUGAGAUUCAGAAGAUUCCUCUCCAGCCCCCAUACUAUGACAUGGCGCAGUCUGAGUCCACUGCGUUCACCGAUAAGCCGAACUCUGGGAACGAAGAGCUACCGAAGCCAGCUGACUAUGUGAGCUGCCAUCCCCCGGGCAACAAGGAACAAUUUGUUGAACCUCCGCCUCUAUCUUCCUACCCCCCUGUUACCUUCCUUCCCCAGAUCCCUUACACCCAGCACCCUACCAACACCCCCAUGUACACCUUCCAACCCAACGCCGCCCCUCCUGCCCCCCGACCCCCAUUUAACUUCCCCAAAGAGCAGUCCGUCUAAACCCAUGACCCUCCGAACUGGGAGACGCUCCUGUGACCGCUCCGUUCCCCGUCCCAUACAGGAUAGCUAUUACGAGUCUCACCUGGAGAGAGCAACACUUCCUUCCUCUUUACUGUUGUCCUGCGCUGGCCACAUCAGGAUGCGGACGGUCUCUCGGAACAAUGAAUAAAAGUGUCAGUAGUUUGUGGACCGUAAACCGUGUGUGUUGUGCACUGCAUGUUUCACUAUGAGGCUGUGCUUAGGUUCCCUUAGUCUUGUGCUGUAAUUUUAGAAACACCGCACACCACAACUCUGCACCCUCCCUCCUCUCACAACAACACACCUCACUUCUCCUGAACACGGGGUCAGCCUUCGAUUUUCCUCUCUUAGACCUUACCUUCCUUUAUUUCAAUCCUGCCAAGUGUCCAUUUACAGUUUUUCAAGAAACAACCACCCAAAAAUUCUCUCGUUAUUUAUGCACGCUCAUAUUUCAAAGUGUGUAUGCUUACAUUUUUUUUUUUUUUUCGUGGAACCCAAAAGAUCAAUUUUUGCAGCUCUUUUCCAAGAAAGUAAUCAUGGCUGUCAGGCUCCAAAAACGACAACAAACUCCAUAGAAGUACCAUUAUGGAGUUUUAUACUUAACUCUUUCCCCGCCAUUGACGUAAUAUUCCGGCUUUUCGCGUUUUCACGAUUAAGGUAGGGGGGGACUACACUGUAAAAAGGAAAAAAUUGUGGCAACAGAUUACAAGCAAAAUUAUUAAUUAAA
Pimephales promelas (fathead minnow) is the source of this 1345-nucleotide messenger RNA. RefSeq lists its product as uncharacterized. The record is from RefSeq and is a predicted model, not a curated record. NCBI's taxonomy places the organism in Eukaryota, Metazoa, Chordata, Actinopteri, Cypriniformes, Leuciscidae.